AUGCAAGCAUGGCAACUCGCCGCUCCAGGCACCAUCGAAGAGACGCUCAAACUCAUCGAUAAUGCAGCUAAGCCAGCGCUGCCCCUCCACAAGGGCCAGAUCCUCGUCGAGGUCGUCAGCGCGGGCCUCAAUCCCGCGGACUACAAGACGGUCGAGAUGGGCUUCUUCUCCAGGGCCAUCCUGUCCUUUCCCAAGACGCCCGGCAUGGACCUCAGCGGCCGCGUCGUCGCGACGGCAGAUGACGUCGAGGAUGUCAAGGCCGGAGACGUCGUGCUGGUCCGCCUGGAUCCUACAAAGGCGCCUGGCGCGCUGUCUCAGUAUGUCGUCGCCGAGCGCGACGGGUAUGCCGUCUUGCCGGCGGAUUUCGAUCUGGAUGUCGCUGCGGGCGCGCCGACGACUGCGAUGACGGCAUAUCAGACGAUCAAGCCAUAUGUCGAGAAAGGCUCCAAGAUCUUUAUCAAUGGCGGAUCGGGAGGCGUGGGGACGUUUGGCAUUCAGAUUGGAAAGGCUCUCGGAUGUCACGUCGCCGUCUCCUGCUCCACGAAGAAAAAGGAGCUCUGCGAGAAACUGGGGGCCGAUGAGAUCUUCGACUACAAGGCCGGCGACUUGGUUACGCAGCUCAAGCAGAGCGGUCAAGUCUUUGACCUCAUCGUCGACAACGUCGGCUCGUCCCUCCCAGGUCUCUACCAGCAGUCGAAACAUUAUCUCAAGUCGGGCGGAGCCUACGUGCUAGUGGGCGGUUCAGCAUCUCUGAGCAGUAUCAAAGGCGUUACCAUGGCGAAAUUCGUCCCUUCGUUCUUGGGUGGAGGGAGGAACAAGCUCGUCACGUACAUGACGUCGAAUAACCACGAUGAUCUGGCGCAGAUUGCACAGUGGCUUGGCGAAGGGGCGAUUAAGACGAUUAUUGAUGCGACGUUUGAGUUUGACGAGGCUGCGCAGGCUUAUGCGCAUCUGAAGAAGGGGUCGAGUGGUGGCAAGGUCAUUGUUCACGUCUCGAAGAAGACCUGA
Molecule: messenger RNA, 1008 nt
Organism: Trichoderma citrinoviride
Lineage: Eukaryota; Fungi; Ascomycota; Sordariomycetes; Hypocreales; Hypocreaceae
Product: NAD(P)-binding protein
Exons: 1
Coding region: 1-1008 (335 amino acids)
Cellular component (GO): mitochondrion
Molecular function (GO): oxidoreductase activity
Source: RefSeq, a predicted model, not a curated record